UUCGUGUUUCGUGAGCGUCGUCAGUGCGAUUAAUACAACGACAUAUUAUUAUUAUCCAUAAUUUUUACAAGUGCGACACUCGGUGUUAUACACUACAUUAUAUUUCACUGUGCGUGUUUUAACAAAUCUAAGAGUGAAAGAAAAUCGUUAUUGCGAUCGAAUCGUAGUACCGAAAUAUCAAAACUUGCAUUCCGUUUUUUUGUUUCGAAUAUUAAUUGUGCGCGAAUAAAACGGACAAUUUAGUCGAGAUGACCGGACGAACAGCAAUUGGUAUCGAUCUUGGCACCACAUAUUCUUGUGUGGGUGUCUGGCAACACGGCAAGGUGGAGAUCAUCGCCAACGAUCAAGGGAACAGGACCACACCGAGUUAUGUGGCGUUUACCGACACCGAACGGUUAAUCGGCGACGCGGCCAAGAACCAGGUGGCAAUGAAUCCCGUCAACACGGUGUUCGACGCCAAACGUCUGAUCGGCCGUCGUUACGAUGACGAUAAGACGCAAGCGGACAUCAAGCACUGGCCGUUCAAAGUGAUUAGCGACGGCGGCAAGCCCAAGAUCCAAGUGGAAUUCAAAGGCGAACGGAAAGUGUUCGCGCCGGAAGAAAUCAGUUCGAUGGUGUUGACCAGAAUGAAGGAGAUCGCUGAAGCCUACUUGGGCCGUAACGUGACCGAAGCUGUCAUAACGGUGCCAGCGUACUUCAACGAUUCGCAGAGACAGGCUACAAAGGAUGCGGGCGCCAUAGCAGGUUUGAACGUAAUGCGCAUUAUCAACGAACCGACGGCCGCGGCGCUGGCUUACGGUCUGGACAAGAACCUGAAAGGUGAGAGGAACGUGUUGAUAUUCGACUUGGGCGGUGGCACGUUCGACGUGUCGAUACUGCAGAUCGACGAGGGUUCGAUAUUCGAAGUCAAGUCUACGGCGGGUGACACACACUUGGGCGGCGAGGACUUCGACAGCCGGCUGGUAUCUCAUUUGGCCGACGAGUUCAAGAGGAAAACCAAAAAGGACGUGCGCUCCAAUCCUAGGUCGUUGAGACGGUUGAGGACGGCUGCCGAACGGGCCAAGCGAACGCUGUCGUCCAGCUCGGAAGCCACCAUAGAGAUCGACGCUCUGGUCGAUGGUAUCGAUUUUUACACUCGGGUGUCUCGGGCCCGUUUCGAGGAACUGUGCUCCGAUCUAUUCCGGUCGACGUUGCAACCGGUGGAAAAGGCGUUGGCGGAUGCCAAGUUGGACAAGGGAGACAUACAGGACGUGGUGCUCGUGGGCGGCUCGACGAGGAUCCCGAAGAUCCAGGGGCUCCUACAAAACUUCUUCUGCGGCAAGCCACUCAACCUGUCCAUCAAUCCCGACGAGGCGGUAGCGUACGGCGCAGCGGUGCAGGCAGCCAUCCUCAGCGGUGAUACGAGUUCUGCAAUUCAAGAUGUGUUGCUCGUGGACGUCACCCCCCUGUCGCUCGGCAUCGAAACCGCGGGCGGCGUGAUGACCAAAAUCAUCGAACGCAACUCUACCAUUCCGUGCAAACAAACGCAAACGUUCACUACGUACUCGGACAACCAACCGGCCGUCACCGUACAGGUGUUCGAAGGUGAAAGGGCCCUGACAAAAGACAACAAUCUGCUGGGAACGUUUGACCUGACCGGCAUACCUCCAGCGCCCAGAGGAGUGCCCAAGAUCGAAGUGACUUUCGACAUGGACGCCAACGGCAUUUUGAACGUUUCGGCCAAGGACAACAGCUCUGGUCGCUCCAAGAACAUUGUCAUCAAAAACGACAAGGGCCGUUUGUCUCAAGCCGAAAUCGAUCGUAUGCUCAGCGAGGCCGAACGUUAUAAAGAGGAGGACGAACGUCAAAAAGCGAAGAUCGCGGCCAAAAAUCAGUUGGAGAGCUACGUGUUUGGUGUUAAACAGGCGUUGGAGGAGGCUGGUGACAAGUUGACCGAGUCUGAGAAGCAAACCGGCAUAAAGGAAUGCGAAACGGCUAUCCAAUGGUUGGAUAGCAAUCAGUUGGCUGAAAAAGACGAGUACGAGUUCAAGCUAAARGAAAUCCAGAACAGCUGCUCAGCUCUGAUGCUGAAGAUACAUGGCGCAGGAGGACAAGCCGGAGCAGCUAACAUGCCUCCCGGUGCUAACGGUUUCCCUGGAGCCGGUGGCCGAGGACCUACCGUUGAAGAAGUCGAUUAAUUUCGUAAUUAUGUGACCUGGUAAUUAUUAAUGGCAUUUUCAACUCUAUCCUAUAUUUUUUUCCUACUAUAUAUUAUAAUGUUUUCACUAUAGAUUUAAGUUAGGAUUUAUUAGUUUAUUGUACCUCAUAAUUAUAUUAUUAUGUUAUCGGCAAAAUAAAUGUCAGUUUC
Messenger RNA from Diuraphis noxia (Russian wheat aphid), 2347 nucleotides. RefSeq names its product heat shock protein 68 pseudogene. Lineage: Eukaryota; Metazoa; Arthropoda; Insecta; Hemiptera; Aphididae. The record is from RefSeq and is a predicted model, not a curated record.